Molecule: messenger RNA, 4160 nt
Organism: Centruroides sculpturatus (bark scorpion)
Lineage: Eukaryota; Metazoa; Arthropoda; Arachnida; Scorpiones; Buthidae
Product: coiled-coil domain-containing protein 149-like
Exons: 12
Coding region: 201-1832 (543 amino acids)
Source: RefSeq, a predicted model, not a curated record
UAAUUAUUUUUUUCGCUAUUAUUUAAAAAAAUUUUAUACGAUUUUAUGUUUGUCAAGUGAUAUACAACCGGAUAUGAUGUAACGCGCAGUGCAGUAUGGACUGUGUUGCAACGUGGGAAUGCAGUGGUUAUGUUUAUAAAUAAUUACAUUAAUUGAGAAAAUAAUUUUUGAAUAUUGUUAUAUAUUAAAUAGUGCAAAAAAUGACGUCGAAAUUGCAAAAAUUAGAUGACGAAUACAAGAACUUAAUAGGAGAAUAUAAUAUCAUGAAAUGUAGACUUGAUAGCAAAACUGAAGCACUUUUGAUAUUAAGUAAAGAAUUAGAUAAAUAUAGAAGUGAGAGAGAUCAGUUUAAAUUGAUGGCAAGUCAAUUGAGAGAAAGAUACAAUGCUCUUAAGAAAAGGAUCGAAGGUUGGGGUCCAUCAUUACUAGGAGUAUAUGAUAUUAGAGGCUUUAAAGGUGAUAGAGAACAAAGUCUUGCACAAUUAUUAUGUGAAUUGAAAGAACAAAAUAAAUCUUUGAUGUUUGAAGUAAAUGAUCUGAAACAGAAACUGAGUGAUGCGCAAGGAGAUAUUAAAUUAUUAAGAGAACAAAUUGCAAGACAACGGCUUGGCUCGGCUGAUGAAGGUGUUGUUAUUCGUCAUUUUCCAGCUUAUGAAAGAGAAGAUCUGGUAAAACAACUUGAAGCUGUAAGACAAAAAUGUUUUAUGCUAGAAAAAGAUCUACAAGCAGUUCUUGAUGAAAAAGAGGAGUUAGUUACUGCCAGAGAUGCAUAUUGUCAUAAAGUAGAUCGGCUCAACCAUCAGUUAAACUGCAUGCUUCGAGGAGACAAAGAACAGAUAGUGGACAUUGAUGCUAUUUUAAUGGAUAAUAGAUUUCUCCAGGAAAGGUUGAAACAAGUACAAGAAGAAAAAGCAAUGGUUACAGCAACUCUUUCCAAAUAUAAGAGUGUACUAGAAAAGAAAAGGACUAGAAAUGGCAUAAGAUUUAAUACAUUGGGAAGUGGAAUUAUCAGUAGUAAACAAUUACAGCAAUUAUUACAAACUAAUCCUUUCUUGGAAAUAACUAACAAUCCUAACACUGUAACCGAUCUUCGUAACUUGGUGGUGGCAUUGUUUGAAUCUUUAAAUGAUAAAACACUAGCAUUAAGUCAUCAGAAAAAAGCUAACAAAAUUCUAGGAAACCGUGUUACUGAACUAGAGAAGAAAAUUAAAGCAAUUGAACUGUCUCAUCUUUGGAAUCUUCAGGAUUCAACAAAAAUGUGUACAAAUAAAAUAUGCUGUGAAGAGGAGAAAGUGGUUUUGGAAAACAAUCCAAUAACUCCAACACCACCUACGUGUACAAAGGCUGUUGCUUUAACUACAUCAAAUUUGUUGAAGAAUGAAGAAGUUGAAGAAGCCAAACUUCAGGAUGAAGAUUACGAAAAUACCUCUUCUGAAGUAGAGAAAAGAAACAGAAGUGGAUCUGGUUUUAGUGAUUUAGAUUUACUUCCCACUAAAGAAAGUCCUGUUCCUUCCGAAAGCUUUGUUCGAAGUUCCAGCAGUUGUUCAAGUCAUCUCAGCUCUCAUCCAAGUACUCCCUUGCGGACAUUAUUUCAAGAGAAUAGAGACAUAAGUAGCGAUUCUGAAAUCCCUUCAAGAUCCUCAGAUUCAGAUUUUCAGAGACAACGCUAUCUGAGUGAAGAAUCAUCAGGUUCUCAAAAUGAUGAUAAUCUCCCUCCUCAACUUCAGAAAUUAUUGGAUGCUGCUCUUGCAGAAAUAGAACAACAGAAUUUAAAAAAAGCCCAGUCUGCUUCAAAGAAUGUUAAUAAGGAAAAAGAAGAUCCAAAUUGUUAACUAUAUGUAACUAUAAAAUCAUUUUAACUUCUUUAUUUAAUUAAAAUUUUGAGUCAUUUCAAUAAAAUUGACCUUAAGAUAAGUAAGCAAAGAUUGCUAUGCAAAUAAAGAUUAUUUUUUUUAUAAAAUUAUUUUCAGCUUAAAUAUGCAUGUAUAGUUAUAGCAUUCGUAUUGGGCAGAGUUAUAUUCUCAUUUUCUCUUGUGCCAUACAAUAAAUGCUCUGAUUUUAUUCUGUAAAAUAUUUAACAUAUCAAUAUAUAAUUACUGUUAACUCUUUAUAUAUAGAAAGUGAUGGCCCAGUAAUGCCAAUUGUUUUCCUCCUAUUUAUGUGACAUUUUUGGUAACAACAGACAAACUAUUGUUUAAAUCCCUGCCAGAGUGCUGAGCAUCCAGUGUUCUGAUCUGCAUUCUAAACAUUUCAGUCUAAUAUUCUGACAGAUGCCUUGGAACAAUUGAAUUUAGUCCAUUGUUUCUGAAAUCUUUACAUCAAGGUCUGUAAAAUUGGUGUCAACAGUAAUUUUCAUUAUUUAAUAUCCUGUUUGUAGACAGUUACAUUUUUUGUUUACAAAAAUCAUGAUUUAUUUAAGCUACAAUUCAAGUUUUGAAUUGAAGUCAUCCAAAUAAGAUGUUGCUACAAUUUUUAUCUGUAAAGAUAUGAUUUAUUGAAAGAAAGAGUUUUAGUUUUUAUUAUAACAUUUAUUCAUAACAUAUACAGUAUGAAAACAGUACACUUGAUUUAAAGAAUGGAUUUUAUUGUGCAUCCUGUAACAUAUUGUGUUUAUCAUAUUUAAUAAUUGAGAUUUAGUAAUAGAGAGAGAAAUAGUUUAAAAUUCAAGCAAUAUUCAACACUAACUAAAAAUGACAUUCAGAUAAAAAAACAAAAUUAAAUGAGAAAAGUCAAAGUUGCUUUUAUUAAAGUAAAUAAUGAGAUGAUACACUUGAUUUUUUGGAAAUCUUGUUAAUAGAAAUCUAUACAUGUGAAUCAAGUUAUCUCACUAAUUACAGUUUGCAGAGUGAAAUAAAUUCUGGAAAAUAUAUUAAUAAUAGAUAAAUUGCAUUGUGUAAAAACUAUUUAAAGUUUAAUUUUAAAGAUAAAAAUAAAUUAUUCAGCAAUGUGGCAGAAUUAACUCAGAAUAACAUAUCAAAUGUAAUUAUUUGCUUAUUUAAAGAAAUUAGUUAAAGUUAGGUUUGAAAAAAUUGCUAUUAAUAUGAUGAUAAUGCAUUUAUCAGUUAUUAUUGAUAACUGGUAAAUGCAUCAUCAUCUAAUUUAUCAUUAAUUUAACUGAAAAUGUAUUAUUUUGCAAUUUUUAUUAAUUAAGUGUUGAAUUAUGCUAGAAGAAUACUAAACAAGCUCAAAUAUUAAAAUGAUGAAAAGUUUAGCAAAAAUAUUUUGUUUUAUUGCUACUAUUCUUCAGUUAAUGGAAUCAGAGUAGGCUUAAAGGAAUGCUGUAUUUAGUUAAUGCCCUUAGCAUCUUGAAAUGGCCUUAAAAAAUAUGGAACUUAUUCCAAAAGAAUAGUUGAAAUUUAAAAACGACACUAAACAAAAAAUGAAUUUUUUUGUUUAGUGUAGUUUGACAGAAAAUAAAAUUAAGUGCAAUUUAUAUGUAAAUAAAAAUAUUCCUGGCAUAGAAUGCAAUCUUGUCAUAGAAUUUCAACAAUUUUAACAUGAUUUUAGAUUAAAAUAAUGCCAUAGCUUUAGAAGAAAAGCAAAGAACACCUUUAUUAUUGCAAAUUUUAACAAAUUCUACAUAACUAAACUAUAGUUUUCAUUUAUAAAAAGAAAGCACUAUAAGUGCUAGUAAUUGAAUGUUAACAAGGAGAUGGCCAGAUGUUCAUAUCUCCGAUUUGUAUGAUACUUGAUGAGCAUGUAGCACUAAACACAAAUAGUUCCUUAUCCAAAUAAUAGGACCCACUUCUCAAGCAUUUCGGAAAAACAAGCUAAACACCCAAUUUUGAAAGGCCCAUAAAUCUCAAAGUUCUACCUAUUCUAGGAAUGGCAGUAGCCGAGUGAAUAAGGUUCUAGAUGCUAGAACUGCAUGAUAUGGGUUCGAUCCUUUGCGAUUUUAGUUUGUUACAUGUUACAUAAAAAAGUUUUUUAUUACAAAGAUAUUAGAAAAACCAGAUUUAGAUUUCUGGUCCUAAGCUAUAAUAGUAGAGAAGACUAGAGAAAAGAGGAUCUGAUCCUUUUAUAAAUAAUAAUAGAUUUAAAAAUGAAAGGCCUUUGGUUAUAGUCUCUUGUUAUGAGGCUAUAAAUCCAACCUCUAAUCUUAUAUGUUAAAUUUAAAUGAGUUUUUGAGUCAAUAAAAAUUAUGAAGAAUCAUUUCUCUG